CGGAUUUUUCCUUUGAUGUUAGCGUCACAAGUUCCCUUGCCACUUUGUCUUGUAAUUUUUUGUUUUUUUCUUUUUGCACACAUCAGCUCCUUCUUUAGCUUACUUCCUGGUAUAAUAUUUAGAUGGAAGCAAACAAUCUCCCUCGUCAUUUUAUGCCUUAUGCCUUAUACCUUAUGCCUUAUGCCUUGAUUUCCUCCUAUUGUCAAGCACUGGCUGCCAAAAGCAUUCUACAUUGCGGCAAGAUAAAUACGCAUCGUUUGGAAUGAUGCUGGCGCAGUU
This is a messenger RNA of Radiomyces spectabilis, 279 nucleotides long. RefSeq lists its product as uncharacterized. The record is from RefSeq and is a predicted model, not a curated record. The transcript has a single exon. The coding region runs from base 16 to 189 and encodes 57 amino acids. Lineage: Eukaryota; Fungi; Mucoromycota; Mucoromycetes; Mucorales; Radiomycetaceae.